AUGUAUUGUAGUCAGUCGGAUUUUCGCCGCGGGAAAACUCGGAAAAGCCGCUCUCUUACACUCUUCCGGCCAGCCGAGGAUAUGAAAUAUAUUAUCGCCUCGAGGAAAUUCGAAUGA
Phyllotreta striolata is the source of this 117-nucleotide messenger RNA. The record is from the annotation of a GenBank genome assembly. NCBI's taxonomy places the organism in Eukaryota, Metazoa, Arthropoda, Insecta, Coleoptera, Chrysomelidae.